AUGAAGAGCAGAAGAGAGGCCCCGAACGGCGGUGGCGUCCUACAGCGGUACAAUGCAGCACCGGACGGAGUCGGGAAGCAGCAGUACACUCUCGGCUCCACGGCUGCUACAAUCGAAGAGCAGACCAGAGAGUCUGUACGCAGUACCGCCAAAGGGCGCGCCUUGUUUGUGAGUAUCGUCGAUACAACUCUACGGCGAGUCGACGCGUCGGUGAACGGCACUUACUACUACCAGCACAGCGUGAAGCGUAACUUGUCUGUACUGCCAGCACAACUCUUAGCUUUUCAGAGCGUGGCUGGAGGGGCCGAAUCUGGACUAUCAGGAGCGCUGGAGCGCGCCUCGUCCGUGCGCACCAUUGAUACAAUAUCAGGCUUGUCGAGGCAUCGUUGGACGGCCUUUGUUCCCAGUUUCAUAGGCGUGAACCGUAACUCGUCUGUAGUGCCAGCACAACUCUUAGCUUUUCAAAGGCAUCGCUGGAGGGGCCGAAGCUCCGUUUUCAGGGGCGCUGAAGCGCGCCUUCUUUGUGAGUACCUCUCGUACAAGCCUUGA
Rangifer tarandus platyrhynchus (Svalbard reindeer) is the source of this 549-nucleotide messenger RNA. The record is from the annotation of a GenBank genome assembly. Lineage: Eukaryota; Metazoa; Chordata; Mammalia; Artiodactyla; Cervidae.